Messenger RNA from Blastomyces dermatitidis ER-3, 437 nucleotides. RefSeq lists its product as uncharacterized. The transcript has 2 exons. The record is from RefSeq and is a predicted model, not a curated record. Lineage: Eukaryota; Fungi; Ascomycota; Eurotiomycetes; Onygenales; Ajellomycetaceae. Bases 1 to 303 code for a protein of 100 amino acids.
AUGCAGUGCGAAGCGCCGACAACCUGGGAGCCGACUCAAUUCGGUGCUAGAGCGCUGCAUGAGAGCCUUUACAACAGUGCGGAGGCUGCUCGUUCACGACCGGCUCUGCUCCGGCGCAAAAAUACCCUGGGCCAAUGGGGAGAAUGGCUUUGUUCCGGAGGGGUUGUGGCCAAUCCGUGGCUGGCACUGGAUGCAAUUAUCUCCACAUUCCGCCGGCCUGGUGGCAGCCGGUACAACACGAUCAUCAAGGGAGCCAACCUCGCCACCUUAACUGCCCAAUCCAGUAUCGACCCUCAAGAUUAGUGUUUUUCUCGUGCUGGUAUUGGACGGAAAAAAUCACCAUUUCCACGUCAGAGUGGUUGGCAUGUGUUGGAUCUAGAGAUCGAACUAAAAUCUCACACAAACCGGUGGCUAGCUUGGCAGUGCAUGUCCAGCAA